Molecule: messenger RNA, 1458 nt
Organism: Rhagoletis pomonella (apple maggot)
Lineage: Eukaryota; Metazoa; Arthropoda; Insecta; Diptera; Tephritidae
Exons: 2
Coding region: 30-1376 (448 amino acids)
Biological process (GO): apoptotic DNA fragmentation
Cellular component (GO): nucleus; mitochondrial inner membrane
Molecular function (GO): nucleic acid binding; metal ion binding; RNA endonuclease activity
Source: RefSeq, a predicted model, not a curated record
GGUUAUAGACAAAAGAAGAGCCAAAUAUUAUGGUUAAAACGUACGCGCUCAAACCAUUAAACAUUUCGUCGGCAACUAAAACAAUGAAAGCAACAUCAUCAAAACAUUUAACAAGUUUUAUUUUGAAUAAUUUCAUGCUGUUUAACGUUUUCACCUGCGCUACUGGCCAAGAGGCAGAGAAUGCUUUACCAUGCUCUAUUGAUAUUCGACGGGACUUGCCCAUGUCCAACCAAUCCCAACCGCUGUAUCUGAAACCAAAGUCAUCCGAGUACUGGCAUCCAAACACCGAAGGUUACCUUCAAGUGCCACACGGUCGUUGUAUUGAGCUCGUAUGCACCGGCCCUUUUGCCAACGUGACCGUUGAGAAUGGCACACAAAGCUUAAACUUAGAACCGCAUAUACGCACCAUCUGCCCACGCUGCUUGCGCGGCACCACUUUCCUGCUGAACGAUGGCCAAUAUGAGUUUCGCCACUUUGUUUGCGCGCAGAAGGUGAAAUAUACCGUUGAGCGGACAACACAGGGCUGUGCAAAUAAUACUGCCGAAACAUAUCGCAUCGGUUACAAUUUGACCGAUGGACGCUUUGUUCAAACCCUGCUCGCGUGUUACGAUCUUGCACAAAUACGUACACAUUACACAGAAUUCGUUCUUGAUUCUGCCAACGCGCGCUUUCAAACCGGUGUCAAGCGUUCGAGAUUCUCGAAGGUUGGUUACUUUAAAAUCGAUAUGAAUUACUUGUACUCGCAAAAAAAUCAACACGCACAAGCUGCAAAAGUAUUCGGCAGCACGGAAAUAGCAAUGACAUAUUUCGAUUCGAAAUUAAAGUAUUUGUCACGCGGUCAUCUGACUGCGAAAGCGGAUAAAAUCUAUGCGACGGAGCAGCAAACCACAUUCAAUUUCUUCAACGUGGCGGCCCAGUGGCAGCCAUUCAAUGGCGUCAGUUGGGCAAAGAUGGAGGACAAAAUGCGUAAAUAUUUAGCUGAGAAUCAGCGAACUGCCACUUGCUUCAGUGGCACAUACGGCACAAUGCACUUUACGCGCGCAAGUGAUAAUAUGAGCGUGCCAUUUUUCCUGGCGCAGGAUGAGAAUAAUAAUGACGUGAUUGCAGUGCCGCAGCAGUUCUACCGCAUCUGUUCGGUUGGAAGCAACGUGGGCAUAGCUAUUUUAGGAGUUAAUAAUAUACAUGCAACUUUAGAUGAAAUACUUAAGUAUUUACUGUGCGAUGAUGUAAGUGAGCAGGUGCCUUGGUUGAGUUGGAUAAGGAAUGAACAGCUUUUAGAGUAUGGCUAUUUAUAUGCAUGUCGGGUGUCCGAACUCGUAAAGAAGGUGCCAGAAUUGCCCGCUCAUUUGAACGGGAUUACAGAGUUGUUAGUAUAGUAGGUUAAUAUGGUAGGUUAAGUGCAGCGCGCACACUUAGUAAUUUAAUAGGGAGUAUAAGAGUAUUUUUUUAGUAGCAAAU